AUGAUCUCAGAUACACUCAUGGCUUUGUUUUACACAGCCCUUCUCCUCUUCAUCAGAGGGAUUUCAAAUGUGGAAAGUGUAAAGACAUUGGAUAAGGUCCAAGCAAAUGCAGGAGAGACACUCACCAUUCCCUGCUUCUAUGAACAUAAAUAUAAGGACCAUGUGAAAUACUGGUGCAAGGGAUCUAACUGGGAUUACUGCACCACCCUUGCACGCACUGGUUCACCAGAGAUCUCACAAGUGAUCAUCAGAGAUUACCCUUUUCAAAACGUUUUCACGGUGACAAUGAAAAACCUACGUGGGGUUGACUCUAAUAAGUACUGGUGUGCUGUGGAGAUCAGUGGUGGGGGAGAUGAUGGAGCUUGGGUGUCCCUUUCUGUCAAUGAUGCACAAGUGUCAAUCACUGAUCACCCGAGCCAACAGGUCUUUAUGGUAACUAUGAAAAACAUACAGGAGUAUGACACAGAUGUUUACUGGUGCGCGGUACAGAUUAAUGGUGGGGGAGAUGAUGGUGAAUUCACAAGCCUUGUCUUCAUCAAUGCUCUUGUGGGUAUAAUGGUGGAGGACAAUUCUAUAUCUGGUGAAGAAGGAAGCCACGUCACUGUUCAGUGCUUCUACAGUGAGAGACUAACAGAAAGUGACAAAAACUUUUGUAGGGCAGACAGCUGGACUUCUUGUCUGAGCCCAAAGAGAGUUAGUCAACCCUAUCCAGCACUAAUUCAGAUAAGCGAUGAUAACACUGGCAUGUUCAAUGUCACCAUGAACAACCUGAAGAAGGAUGAUGCGGGCUUGUAUUGGUGCACUGCUGGCGAGGAACGAUUUCCUGUGUACAUUAAUGUCAGCGAGAAAAGAAGAAUACCAAAAUUCAAUAAAAGUGACGGACAACUGGUCGGAGGUCCUCCUGAUUGGCAGGGAGACCUGCCCAGUAGUCCCUGUUGGGGUUGGUCUGAGCUGACCAAAGCUCACUGGAAAUUUCCAGUUUCAAGGCAUGAAGUAUGA
Chanos chanos (milkfish) is the source of this 999-nucleotide messenger RNA. Its product is annotated as polymeric immunoglobulin receptor-like. The transcript has 5 exons. The coding region runs from base 1 to 999 and encodes 332 amino acids. Gene Ontology annotation, molecular function: transmembrane signaling receptor activity. The record is from RefSeq and is a predicted model, not a curated record. NCBI's taxonomy places the organism in Eukaryota, Metazoa, Chordata, Actinopteri, Gonorynchiformes, Chanidae. Gene Ontology annotation, cellular component: plasma membrane.